UGAUGCAGUCAGCUGCCCUAGACGUAUUUCCCGCCAUAUCUGGCCAUCACCAGAUGGCUCGAGAAACACUCCUGAACUGUCCCUUGUUUCGAGCAAGGCAGGCUCAUUGGCAGCGGAGCGGAGUCCUGCUGCGUUCAUUUCGUAAUCGCCGGUGGCAGUCUCAAAUGCCACCCCUGUCUCCGCCCAGACCAAUGCUUUUGUGAAAUCCAUAAAUGGGCCUUCGAGACACUGUCUGGACAACGGCUCAUCAUCUCACCAAUCCAGAAAGACACCCAAGUCUAGCACAUCAUCACCCAACCAACCACAUCACUCAUUCUUUGGGACUUUACCCAAUAUGGUACAAUACGACCCGUUCGCUCAGAUGUUCAAUGGUGCCCUUCCAACGCGUGAGAAGGGUGUGGACUGGACGGACGCUCAAGCAGAUAUUGCUCGCUCACCAAGUCAGACGGAGAUGCCUGGAGCAGUUCACCCACGCCUGAGGAGGCUAUCCCAGAGUCACACCCCUCCACAGCCAUUCUGCUCGAAAUGCCAUAUGCGGCGAUCGUCUCAGAACCUCAUCCUGACCCGCAGUCAUUCUCACCACAGUGAAGAUGAAGGUUAUGAGAGCUUCUGUCCAGAUAUCUGCAUGCCGACAGAGCUUCCUCGUCCUCGCAACCACACCAGAAGACAUUCGGGUCUUUGCCCAGGCAAUCUCAUCUCGCAAGAGCACAGCGACGGCAGAACCUCGCCAACCCAGAUGACUGUCAAGUAUUCCUCGGCCCAGCACAAUUCAGGAUACAAUAACAAGUGUCACUGCGAGACCGUUAUCCCGACCGAGAACUUGAGUGAGAGAUACGGGCUGGUCGAGGAACCAGAAGAGAUCAAACCACAACGACAAAGCCUGGACGCGCAAGCCGCCAAUGAGAUGGCAGAGAUCAUGCGUGAGGAAAUGAUGGCCGACAUGGAGGCCCGACAGUCCAUGCUUUGAGGAGAUACAUUGAUAUCUCCAGUCAUGAUUUUACGAAAAUGUAACGUCAAUGGACCGGCACCGUGCACAGGAAGGGAAACGGCGUUUAGGUCCUGUUGUAUGCCACUCGAUGGCGGCGGAUUGACGAUGGGACCGGCGUUGACGGGAUCUGGGCAGGCUAUUGGAGGAUUCACAGCACCAUGGCAGACGCCGGGGCACUGGCUACUCACAUCGUUAGUUGUGAAACGCCGUUCAGGUGUAUAUAUCUGCUGGGCAGGGGCGGCACACAAUGGACAUCGUCGAGCAGCCAAGCUUCAAGCCAUUUGGACAAUGCAACCCUGACUCGGCAGGCAAUUUGCAAGUACCUUGAGGUAUGGACGAGUCUUUGCAGAUUCUAGUUAGUCAAACUUUACCAUAGUCAUGACUAAGGUAGUUCUUGGGCGGACACUGUCACAAAUGUCUCGAGCUUCAGAAUCGUCCCAGGCACUAAGAGACGGCACCGCUUCACCAACAGGCUGUUUCGUCCAAAACCCGCGCGUUGUUCUUCCUAGCAACAUGAAGUGACGUUGGAGCCAAGGUAGCAGGAGGAACACGCAGGGCGUCUGGAGAGAGGGCUGUAUGAAGGAGAAGCGUCAGAGGUGGUACGCUCGUACGGUUGAAGCUCUCUGGAGACAGCGUCUCGUUUGGCGGCCAUCAUUGGGCUCACCAGGCUGGCGUUGCCGCAGGCCGAUAAGGCUGAUGAGGCUCGCUAAGCCAUCAAUUGACAGGCGUGACAGUGUCCAGUUCUCGGGUGAAGUUGAACCGAAAGGCAGGAUGUUCGUAGGAGUCGAAGGAUGCGUCUGGACCUUUUCUCUUCCCAACAUCACACCACUUCCCACCUCCAUCUCAUCAACCACCAGUCUCAAAAGGCCGCUCUAUUCAUCACCAUUUCCCGUUCCUUCCCGGAGAUUUCGGUCAAUUACCGUGUCCUUGUCGUACCAGAUCUAGAGCUCGACAGUUCUCGUUCUCAUACGCCUUGGGUCUCGAGGAUCUAGAAUACGACCCGGGCUGCGUUAUUUCUACGCGAUUUUAUGGCACCACACUUCACCAUUCUGGCCUGUCAUUCGGUCCAUGAACUUCAUACUAUUGUCUAAGUGCAAUACUAGCAUCAAACCCAU
This is a messenger RNA of Exophiala xenobiotica, 2103 nucleotides long. RefSeq lists its product as uncharacterized. The record is from RefSeq and is a predicted model, not a curated record. The coding region runs from base 335 to 967 and encodes 210 amino acids. The transcript is spliced from 2 exons. Lineage: Eukaryota; Fungi; Ascomycota; Eurotiomycetes; Chaetothyriales; Herpotrichiellaceae.